Molecule: messenger RNA, 8749 nt
Organism: Strongylocentrotus purpuratus (purple sea urchin)
Lineage: Eukaryota; Metazoa; Echinodermata; Echinoidea; Camarodonta; Strongylocentrotidae
Product: trichohyalin
Exons: 37
Coding region: 177-5336 (1719 amino acids)
Source: RefSeq, a predicted model, not a curated record
CGCCAGGAUCCGAUGGUUUACCAACAUUACAAAUAUGGCGACGCGUCCCUAGUUCCCGUGAACGUGAGAUUGAUUUUGAUGGUCAGUGCACCAAACAUGGCAUGCAGAUGAGAAGAAAGGGAACUUUGAGAAUCUAGUAGCAACUACAGUCUUCAAAUCCUAACAGAAGAGGAAUAAUGGAUGCGAGGGUGCGGGACCCAGGAUUGAUGACCUUAUCACCUGUGAGUUACGAGGUGGAGUCAAACAAUGGUUUUGGUUCCAAUGCCAAUUUGGAUACAAGUUUUGAGCUGAUGUCUGCUAGCCAGUUACGGAAUCAACUAAGAAGAGAGCAAGGUAAGAGAAGAGAGAAGGAAGCAGAGAUAGAUGUAUUGAAAAGAACGACCGGAUCAAGUCUUUACGGAGGGAGCUCCACUCCCAAGUCUUCCUCUCCCAUCCACAGCAGAGCCUAUGGGGAUCAUGUAGCCAGUAAUAGCCAAGAUUCAGAUUCAGGAAUAAGCCAUGGUGGGUCGCGGAAAUCCCCCUACCAUCAUCUGACCCCGCCCCAGCAAUCCAGCUCCCUCCCCCAAGUCUCCAACCACACUGCCUACGGGAGCCACUCCUCCUCGGCUGCACCGGUCAUGCCACGCACCGGCAGGUCAUCCCCCUUCAUCUCCUCUGGCUACGACAGCAUGAGAGGAGGGGGAGGGGUGCUACCACCAGGGGGUAAUGCCUCCAAUGGGGGCGGGGCGGAGUACUGGAAUACGUCUCCAUCGUCCAUGAAGAACAUGAAGGAUGCUAUGUAUGAGAGUGAGCAGAGGAGACUGGCAUUGGUGGAGAAGCUGAGGGAAGCUCACGAUACGUUACAGAAUCAAACAGAGAAGCUGUGUAAUAGUGAAGGGAUGCUGGAUGAUACACACCAUACCUUAGCAAAUCUAUCUUCUACAAAUGAGGCUCUUCAAAAGAGGUUAGUUGACGUCCAGAAAGAGCGAGACGGUUCCGUGACGGACAAGAUGGAUUCGUUUCGACAGCAAGGCUUUCUCCAGCAAAGGGUCGGUGAUCUGGAGCGGGAACUGAAGAGCUUACGGGCCGCUCACUCUUCUCUCCAGGCUGAAAACCGGAAACGAGAUACGCUCGUAGAUCAGACGUCUCGGGCGAUGAGUCUCCUGGAUGAAGAAAACAGGACAUUUCAACAGACCAAAGACACGAUGUUCAAGGAAGCGCUGGCCUUGAAGGAGUCCAUCAUGAUUGCUAAGGCUAAGAAUGACAAACUGGAAGCUGAAGUGAUAGAACUAGAAAAGCUCAAUGAGAGUCGUGAAAUGCUUGCAGCCCGAAACACAGAGCUGAACGCCUUUCUGAUGGAUGAGAGACGACAAGUCGCUGAACUCAUGCACCAUGUGGAGCUGCUCAAAGGAGACUUCAUGAGAGCUAGUGAGGAGCGAGAUGUGUUCCAGAGUAGAGCCAUUGACCUGGAGGAUAAGUGCUCUGACCUGAACGCUCGAUGUGUCAGCUCAUCGACCUCCAAGGAGAGACUGAUGCAAGAGAAGUUAGACCUCCAGCAAGCCCUCAAUCAGACUAUGUAUGAGAAAGAAGAAAUCAUCAAGAUCAAACAAGAAAUUGAUAGCCAGCUGACCCAGGCCCAGCUGUCGGUCACUCAGCACAAGCUUAUGGUGGACCGGAAAGAAGAAGAAUUAGACAAAUUAGAAGAGGAACUCAAUGCCACCAAAAAGGUUAGCGAGGUGUUAUCAACGGAGCUUUCACUGGUGAAGAACAGUCAGGAGAGACUACAGGAGGAAUUCAAACAGCAGAAUGCUGACAAGAGAGCUGUCACUCAGCAACAAGCUUACUGGGAAGGCGAGGCAAGAAGGAUAGCGGGGGAAAGAGAUAUCCUUACUAAGGCCAUGGAACAAUUGAAAUCAGAUUUCAUGAAAGAGAAGGAGCAGUUUGAAGAACAGAUCCAGUCCCACAGGGAGAGUACCAGGGAGGCCAGGAGUGAGAAGACCAAGUCUUCUGCUAGGGUCCAGGAACUAGAAACCAUGCUACACAGAGCGAAUGAAGAUCUGAAGGAAGCAACCAUAAAGCAGCAGGAGGAGACGGAGGAAUGGAAGGGCUCCUGUGAUAGGCUGUCUAGCAGUCUGGCUCGCAAGGAGAGCGAAUCAGCAGUCCUGAAAGAAAAACUCAAGGAGGCUAAUGAGCAGAUGUCUGACCUUCGAGCCCAGACCCAGUCCCUGGAGAACUCUGUGGAGGAGCUGAGUCGUUUCAAGGAGACGGCCAACGAGCUGGAGGAGGAGAACAAGAGACUUGCCCAGGAGCACGGAGAGGACCAGCAGGUUAUCCAACUCCUCGAGAUGCAGAAGAAUAUCCUAUCUAAAAACCAGACUACUGGAGUACCUAAACAGGCAGCGGAGAAGCUUCAGGCUGAAAUAGAUCAUCUGAAAGCAGAACUUGGAUUGUCAGAGGACAAGAUAACGGAGUUGAAGGAGGAGCUAUAUCGCGAGAGAACGCCAGGUGGCUAUCGGUCAGCGAAUCGGUCAGCGAGGGCCACACCUGUAGCCUUUGACCGGAGCAGUGACCAGGAUGAUCAUAUCAAGAACCUGAAGGAGAUGAACAAACUCCUGCAAGAGAAGAUUAGCAAGCUUGAGGCCAGCACCCUCCAGCUCUCGCUCCGUGCCAAGUUUGCCGAUGACACGGAGGUCAGGAGUCGUGACCUUGACGAGCAGGUCAGGUCAAUGAAUGACCUCAACCAGAUGCUGGGAGAGAAAGUGAGCAGGCUUGAGAAGGAUAAGGCUGAACUGAUGAUCAGGACGCCCAAGGAGGAUUGGGUGCCUAAGUUCGACUAUGACACGAUUGAGAAGGAUAAGAUCAAACUGGAAGCAGACUAUGAGAUCUUGAAGGCUGAGUAUGCUGAGCUUGAGGCCAGACAUCAGAAGUUCCUUCAGGACCAUCUCUCCAGGACUCUAGACUCCUCAGGUCUAGGACUAUCCCUCAGCAACCUGGAUAGGAGAGAUGAUCUGGGUGAGCUACGCAAGCUUCGUCAGGACAACAGCUCACUGGAGAGACAGGUUGAGGUGCUACGGGGUCAGAGCCACCUGACUGAGAACGGCAAGAAGAGGGCAGAGGAUCGUUUACUUCCCAAUACACCUCAGAACAGUCAGAUAGAGGGUGAACUGAUGGAACUUCAAGGAAAAAUGUCAAAUGAAAGGGAGCAUAACCGGUACAUCGCUGACCUGGAGAUUGAGACCCUUCUGCGUGCCCAGCUGGACGAACACAAGCAGAUCAUCAAACAGCUCCAGACGGAGGUUGCUACCAAGAACGUUGCUCUGGAAAAUGUUACCUUCGGUAUGGAAGACAGGAUGGUUGAUAAGGCUCGUGAGAUGGAGAGGGUCAUCAAGGAGAGGGAUGAGCAUAGUGAUGCAAGGAGGAGGCUGGAGCAAGAGAAACUGGUUCUAGAAAUUAAGAUCAAGGAACAGAAGAUGCUCUUGGAGCAGCUGAGAGACGAGAAACCAAGAUUAUUGCAGGAGAGGCAAGGUGAGAUUAGCAGUCUCCAGGAGCAACUCAUGAGCGCCAACAAGAACGUCAGGAAAAUGGAAAAUGAUGUCCGAAAUCUUGAGGAGCAACUGUCAGACAAGGAUCACCAGCUGCGUAGGUUCCAGCUGAGUCAGUCCUCAGAGAUCGAGGGUAUGCAUGAGGAGGCUACCAAGCAGAUCAAGGAGCUACAGCUCCAGCUCAUGAAGAAGGAGAAUGAAGGAUCUGAGAUGAGGCAGGAGCUGAACAGGAGGGAGGAUGAAAUGAGACAGGUUCUCCAGGGAAAGACCAAGCAGGAGCUGGAACUGGAUCAGAUCCGUGGUGAAGCUGGAAGAACAGUAGAACAUCUGACAAGCAUCGUUGAGAAGCAGGAAGGUGAGAUCAUUCGACUGAGGAGUCAAGUAGAAGAUAAGAUGGAGGAGCUAAGAAGAUUCAGAACAGCACAGGAGAACGACAUGGAAUCACUAAAGCAGACGCUAUCAGACACCAACAAGAAGUAUGCCAGAUUGCGGGAUGAGAAGGAGAUGAAUGAGACUGAACUCCAACAGAGCGUUACGAGACAGCUCCAAGAACUAAGGAGAGAGAUGGACAGGAAAGAACAACUCAUCAAGAACAUGACCGAUGAGCUGGAACAAGAGAGGAUUCAGAAGCCAAAAUUAAAAGAGGCGAUGAAUGAGGUAGAACACGAGCUGACGAGUGUCAGGGCGGAGCUAGCUAAGGUCAACGGCACCAUCAAGAUCAAAGAGACUCAGAUCCAAGACCAAGAUAACCAGCUCAGGGACGCUCAUGAGAAGCAUGACAACUUGAUGAGAGAAAAGAUGGAACUAAAAAGAAAAGUGGAAUCAGAACAAGAUAAUUCAAAUGAUGAGUUGAGAGAGUUGAGGAACAAACUGGAUUUCCAGAAGAAUGAACUGACUAUCCUACAAGAUAUGAACAGAGCCAUGGAAGGAAAGUCUGAGGAUGGCAAUUUGAAAGUAAAGAGGUAUGAGGAUAAAGCCAAAGGUUUUCAGGAAGAGAUUGGUAACCUGAACAGACUGGUGAACAACCUUCAGAACAGAAACAAGCGAUUGGAAGAAAGCAAAGAUAAUCUGAUGAAGGAUAUGGACUCGCUCCGGGAUGAGAAAUCCAAGUGCUCCAAGUGUGGUCGUCUGGAGAGCCAGUACCAGGAGGUGCUGACUGAGAAGGAGAACCUGGAGGAGGAUAACGAGGAGCUUCACAAGGAGGUGGAAAACCUCAACAAUCUGCUAACCCUCAAACAGAGAGACAGUGCCAAGGAGAGUCUAAAGGUAAAAGAGUCACCCUUAAAGAGAACUCCAAACUCUACCCUCUCCCUGGAACGCUCUCAGACCUCCAGCAGGGCGUCGCCCAUCUCUUCGACCACGCCCUCACCCAGACCUGGCUCCGGCAGAGCGGCCACACCCCAGCAGCUUGCCGCUGCUCUCAAGAGGCUUUCAGUCAAGCAAAGCCCGCAGGGAGGGGCAGCAGCAGGAGGAGGGGGCGAGGACAAACUAGCGCUGUCCCCGGAACCUAGGGAACGUAAAGGCCUCAAGGACCUGGGGAAGGCCAGUGGCUAUGAGGAUAGGAGGAAGUCACUCAACAGCAUGGAGUCUAGGCUACAAGCACUCAGGAGCUCACAGGAUAAGACCAUCAAGGAUAUGAAGAAACCAGCUGUGAAACCAGAUUUGAAUUCGACAGGAGGAGAUGGAGGAAAGAAGCAAGCUAGAUUUGUCUUGCCAUCAAGUAAAAAGUUUGAAAAAACCCUUGGCUCCACAGGAGGCUCAUCUAGAUCAAAACUGAACAGCACAAGGCCUCCAAUGGAUGAUAAUGAAGUGUAAAAAUUGUAAAGUAUUCUUGUUAUGUGUUUUUUUCAAAAUCCAUCAAUUUUUCUAAUACAUUCAUACCAGCUCAUGUGAAUAAUGAUAAUAAUUGAUUAUUAUAUAAAAGUGCUUUAAUACACACCCACGUUGUACACAUAACUACCCAAAUCACACGUCAUUGUGUAUAUUUUGUUGGGUUGAUGUUUUUUUAACUAACAAUAUCAUAAGCUACAGGUACGGCAGAGUGGUGUUAAAACUAUGCUAAAUAAAGAAUCGAAGAGCUGUUAACAGAUUGCCAAGAAUUUUGAUACGAGUUAAGAUUGUACAUGCAGCAUGAUAUAUAUACAGUAUGUAGUGCCAUCUGAACAAUAUACACACAGCUCCAUGUAUGUAAAUUAUUCAUGAUCAAAUACAAGAGUGGCUUUUACAGCAGUAAUUGCACAUACUAAUACCCAAGUCACAAUGAUGGGACUGACGCCAGACUGACAAUAGACCAAACAAAAAAAUACUUUACCCGAAUGGCUAAGAGUCAUUAGGUCUGGAGUUGGUGUUGUGCCUAGGGUUUAAAAGAAGCAUGAAUCAGAAAAAGUUUGGCAAUGGAUUUAAAUCAAGCAGUGUGGCUUGCAAGUAUGUGUACUCAUUUAUAGUGAUUCCUCAUUUUUUUAAAUGAUGAGAUUAUUUUUAACCAAUGUGGAAAUCUGCUUUGAAACUGAAUGAUGUAAGUACUCAUGAUAGUGACAUACAAUUAUGUUCUCAACAUCAUUCCGGUGUUAUCAUUCUUGUGUUAGAACUCAUUCAGUUCAUGAAUAUAUAUAAGCCUUGAAUCCCUUACUCAAGCAUAAAGCAUGAUACAAAUAUUAUGUUUGAUUAUAGUGCUUGUUUGGUUAUCGCUGAAAAUCAAACUAUAGAAUUAAAAUAAUUAGGCACAUGAAUUCAAUAUUAUAAAGAAAUAUCUGAUAAUUCAAGAAUUUCAGGACAAUAUUUCAAUAUUUUUUUAUAAUAGAGAUUUUUAACAUCUGUAUCCCCCCAUAGUGAAGUCAAGUUCUAGCGAUUUCCAAGAGCAUACAACAUACAGGUUACAAAAUUGUUAUCACAAGCCGAGUGUUUGCAAAGAGUACUAAUUUAAUUUGAUCAUACUGCAUACUAAUACAUGUACAAUCAUUAUGGGUGCUGCUUGUGUGGAAAUGCAUAUUAUAUGCCUCAUUCUUCAAAAGGAGAAUGUAAUUCAUUUUUUAUACAAUUUACAUGUUUUUGUACCACAUACAUUAUGUCACAUUUUUGGAAUCCCCAAGAUUUGUCAUGGAUAUUCCAGUGCACAGUUGCAUUUUCUAACAUUUUGGGCACAUUCACAGAUUUGGUUCAGUAUAUACUUAAAAAAACAAAGAUACUCAUUUUUAUACAGUUUUUAUAUGACAUAUCAUUUUUUUAAUCAUCAAUGUUUUGUUGGGAUAACUUUUCAAUGGAAAUAAAAAUGUUGUUCCCUAACCAUUUUUGAACAUUCACUAAUAAUGCAAUCAAAGUUUUUAUAUGAAACUCAUUUUUAUAGUUUGUCAGGUUUUUUUUAUACCACAUUUAUCAGCUUUUGAAUUCCCAAUAUUAAAUCUAGAUAUGCAGCUGUAUUUAUAUCACUCAUUUUGUAAUAAUUUGUUUUAAUUGCAUUUGCUAACAGUUUGGUCACAUUCACAUACAGUGUUAUUGGAUUCAGAAUGACUAUGUUCUUUUUAUGUCACUGUGCACUGCUAUUGCAAGAUGGUAUUAAACCUGUAUGACAAAAAAUGCUUAUGGCAAAAGAAGACCACAUAUUGAGGUCUUAUGGAUGGGGAAAUUUAUUCACAAUGAGUAUUUGUUUUUUGUUUUUAAUCGCUGUAAGUGAUCGAUAAAAGUUUUUUUUUAAAGAGUGAUGAAUUUUUCAUAAAGCAGAAAAAUACAUAAUGCAGAAAUUUACACAAUGCAGAAAAAUGCAAAUUUAUUUUAUGCUCUUUAAAUUUGCACCUUUGAUUCAAAGCAUUUUUCUGUGUAUGGAUGUUUGUAUUAGUUUCUAGUUCAUGUUGACUGCCAUGUCCAUGUUCAUUACAUUUGUAUUUGCUGUUUCUCAAUCAAUGUUGGUUGAUUGUCUUUUGAAAUAUUUUCUUAUAUUGUUUUCUUUGUAUCAGUAGAGCCUAAAGAACAACAAAAGAUAAGAGACAAAAUUUAUGCAGAACAUUUAACUUGAGAGCAAAAAUUAUGCACAUUUUUUAUUAAACAGCCUUUUGCAACUUUCUACUAUGCAUUUUUUUUUCUCAGAAUCUCUCAGAAGAAAUGUGUACAGUAAAUUCAGAUUGUAUACAGAUGUAGCUCAUAAUGUGGACAUUCAUUAAAGGGGUGAACAAAUAUAUUUGUACUUUAUAUUGAAUGGCAAACUAAUAAUUAUGUAGCACAUACAAAUGGAUUUGUGAUUGAACAAAGAGAAGGCAUGCAGGCAUGUGUUUUUUUUGUUGAUAAAAUGUAAUAAUUUGAAUGUAUUGCCUGCUUUUGUUUAUAUACAGGAGUGAUCGUACAAAAAAAGUUGUAUUGUUUGCAAGCAUCAACAUUUUUUGCUUGAGGAUUUGAUUUGUUUUUAAAGAUUGUGUUUUUAUCCCUGUAAGAGCCAGUAUGAUGACAUAACCUUGCCAAAUACUUGUUCACUUGCAUUACAAGAAACGUUGUAAGCCGUCCUGUAUAGUAGUAAGAAUACAUGUAUACUUGAAGGUGUUAAGUUAAUAAAUCGACUCUUUAUCAUUGACAGAGUAUAUUAUGCAAAUGUAAUCAUUAAAAGAAAUAUUUAUGAGCUAGGUGUAUUCAUAUGAUAUUGGUCAGAAAAUAUAGGAAUUAGUCAAGAUACACUGUCAUCCUAGGAGAAUUGCACACAUGUAUAUAGCAUCAUAAUUUGUCAUUGCCCCCCCCCCCCCCCCCCCACUCAGUUUUGUUUUUAUUUGGGUUUUUUCCACCCAUCUGUCUGACUGUCGGCACAAUGAAAAUGACAUGGACAAAGGUCCAAGGUCAUUUACUACUGAGGUGAUACAGAUGGAAACAGCAUUGGAGGCAAAGUCAAAAUCCCCAAGUUUAAUUUGCUAAAUCUUCAUGCUCCAGUGCUCUCUUACUUUAUUUUUAUUCCUUAUUUCCUUCAAAAAAAAAAAUUAUUGAUUUUUCAUACAUGUAUCAUUGAUAUAGGUAAUCUGGAGGCUCCAGGUUUUACACAAAGUAUAUAUUGUAUUCAUUAUUUUGUAAUUUUAGGAAGAUUUUUGACAAAGUCCGUCACAGGACUCAAAUAGUUCUAAAUUUGAAACCAUUCUUUACAAAGCUUCUCCGUAAGUGUAGGAAUCUAAUAAAAUACAAUAAUGAUUUACCAUUUCAUUCAAUAGACUUGUCUCACCCUUGAUUUUCACAUUUGAAAUCCGUCCAAAUCAACUAAU